AUGGAAGCUGCAAAGGGAAUAGUGAAAGCUGUGGCUCUCCUCGUCGGAGAUAACAACGUUAGAGGUUCUCUUCAGUUUAGUCAAUACCUCAACGGGAAUUAUACACAUGUGACUGGAAAGAUAACAGGGUUAUCACCAGGUCUUCAUGGAUUUCAUAUUCAUGCUCUUGGUGAUACCACCAAUGGCUGCAUCUCCACUGGUCCUCACUUCAAUCCACUGAAGAAGGAUCAUGGAGCUUCUUCGGAUGAUGAGAGACAUGCCGGUGAUUUGGGUAACAUUGUUGCAGGACCUGAUGGAGUUGCUUUGAUUUCUAUCAAAGAUCGACAGAUUCCAUUAAGUGGAGCUCAUUCCAUACUCGGGAGGGCCGUUGUUGUUCAUGCUGAUCCUGAUGAUCUUGGAAGAGGUGGACAUGAACUCAGCAAAACUACUGGAAAUGCAGGUGCAAGAGUAGCAUGCGGUAUCAUUGGACUCCAGUCAUCAGUUUAG
Lathyrus sativus (Indian pea) is the source of this 486-nucleotide messenger RNA. The record is from the annotation of a GenBank genome assembly. NCBI's taxonomy places the organism in Eukaryota, Viridiplantae, Streptophyta, Magnoliopsida, Fabales, Fabaceae.